GACAAACACAGCAGACAGAGACGCAGAGAUGGCGGAAGAAGCUCCAGCAGCGGCCCCGGUCAAAGCCCCGGCUAAAGCCCCGAAGAAGAAGGCGGCUCCCCGUCCCAAGAAGGAGGGCCCGACCCUCCCGAAGCUCAUCAUCAGCGCCGUGGCUGAGUCCAAGGAGCGCAAGGGGAUCUCGCUGGCGGCCAUUAAGAAGGUUCUGGCGGCAAAAGGCGUCGAUGUGACCAAAGCCAACAAACGCAUCAACACCGCCGUGACUAAGCUGGUGACCGGAGGAACCCUGGGACAAACUAAAGGGACCGGGGCCUCCGGCUCCUUCAAGCUCGCCAAGAAGGAGCCCAAAGCCGCCAAACCUGUCAAGAAAGCGGCGCCGAAGAAGAAAGCUCCCGUUAAAGCCAAGAAGCCCGCAGCCGCCGCCAAGAAAGUUACAGCGGCCAAGAAACCGGCAGCUAAGAAGCCAGCGGCCAAGAAACCGGCAGCGGCAGCAGCGGCCAAGAAGUCCCCGAAGAAGAAGGCACCGGCGAAGAAAGCCGUGAAAAAGCCGCUAGCGAAGAAGAGUCCCAAGAAGACCCCCGUUAAAAAGCUCAAGGCGGCCAAGAAGCCCGCUGCCAAGAAAGCUCCGGUAAAGAAAACUGCAGCCAAGAAGACCAAGAAGUGAAGCGGCUCUUUAAUCCAGCACUCAGUGCACCAAAGGUUCUUUUAAGAACCACCACAGCUUCACUAAAGAGGCUUCCUCAUUUAUUAGUACAACUUCAACACCUUGUUACACAACAAACCCACUCUGAGCUGCAAUUAGACAACACAACUAUACUUAUACCAUAUUAUACAUCCAUGUGUUAUUAGUAUCAGAUGGUAUAAUACUCUACAUCAACUUUUAUAUUGGGAGUUAAAUGCCUAAUAAAUCUACUCUAGUGAACUAAACAGAACUGUCAUCACCAUCAAAGCUUUAUUUAUUUAAAUUUAUUUAUCAAACUGCAGUCAGGUUUUUUUUUUUUUUACAUACAGGUAAUUUCUCAAACAGGUAUUUGAUGUGUGGCAGCAAGUGACCUUUCUCUUUUAUCAAACAUUCAAACAUUUUUGUUCCAUGAUAAGACACCAAGGACAGUUUGUUAACAUCCAAUUUAGAAGGAACUCUAUGUGCACAAUUAUAAUAGCUGAUUGUUGGCUGUAUUGAGUACUUCCGUAUUAAAAUUAUAGUUUUAAUACCAUCAUUUAUUUUAAUUUGUACUAAAGUGGUUUGAUCCGUUUCACCCUGUAUGUUCAGUGGAAUUUAAAUCAGACCAGGGUUCAAUUCCCCACUGUGACACAUCAACCAAUGAGUCCCUGAGCAAAACACUUAACCCGUAAUUGUUCUAGAGGAGUGCGUCCUCUGACAUAUGUAGCAAUUGUAAGUCGCUUUGGAUAAAAAGCGCCAGCUAAAUGUACUAUGUUCCCUAUAUAUUGAUUAUACAUUUGUUUAAAUUGCGGUGUUGUUCUUAUGACUUCACACGUUAACUAAUUAAUAAACCUUCAUUUCUGGAUAAAAGUA
This is a messenger RNA of Micropterus salmoides (largemouth bass), 1531 nucleotides long. RefSeq names its product histone H1-like. The coding region runs from base 29 to 661 and encodes 210 amino acids. Gene Ontology annotation, cellular component: nucleosome. NCBI's taxonomy places the organism in Eukaryota, Metazoa, Chordata, Actinopteri, Centrarchiformes, Centrarchidae. Gene Ontology annotation, molecular function: structural constituent of chromatin; DNA binding. The record is from RefSeq and is a predicted model, not a curated record. Gene Ontology annotation, biological process: nucleosome assembly. The transcript has a single exon.